Molecule: messenger RNA, 381 nt
Organism: Dracunculus medinensis (Guinea worm)
Lineage: Eukaryota; Metazoa; Nematoda; Chromadorea; Rhabditida; Dracunculidae
Source: the annotation of a GenBank genome assembly
AUGUCAGGUCGCGGCAAGGGUGGUAAGGCGAAGACGUCUGGUAAGGCAAAGAGUCGUUCUUCUCGUGCUGGUUUACAAUUUCCUGUUGGUCGCAUUCACCGUCUAUUGCGUAAAGGCAACUAUGCUGAACGUGUUGGUGCUGGAGCUCCCGUUUAUUUAGCUGCUGUAUUAGAGUAUUUGGCUGCUGAAGUGCUUGAAUUGGCUGGCAAUGCAGCGAGGGAUAACAAGAAAACGCGUAUUAAUCCUCGACAUCUUCAGUUGGCUGUUCGUAAUGAUGAAGAACUAAAUAAGCUAUUGGCUGGUGUAACAAUUGCACAGGGUGGCGUCUUACCAAAUAUUCAGGCUGUGUUAUUGCCGAAAAAGACUGCUGAAAAAGCGUAA